CUUAUAACUGACCUAAAUAUUUCUGUACUAUAAUUUUCCAAAGAAGAGAUUUAUUAUAUAAAAAAUAGGCUGAAGCUUUUGAAUCGAACAUUCCAAAUGCUUGAAUUUUGCACUUUCAGAAGUAUUCAAAGUGAUGGACGAUAUUCAAUAAAGACAUUUUAUUGUGGCAAUUUCCUUUUGGCUCUAAAAGAGAGCGAAACACGGAGAGAAAACGAUUAAAAAAGAAGAAGAAUAGGUCAAGAGAAUAUCACCACAUGAAUUUUAAUUGGAGAUUUUUUUUUUUUUGGAGUAAUCCGUGUCCCAUAUUGAAAUAGAAAUAAAUAGAAAAAAAGAAUGAGAGUGCGAGACCUGAUAGUAGGAGGAUUUGUAAUAAAAAGAGCUGUUCUUCUAAUUGCUUCGUGAGCAGUCUGGCUUCCUCCCUGUCAUGCCAAAUAACGCGUGGUCCGUUUGAAUGUGGAGACAGAGAGAAGGAGACGUUCUGCCAUUCGUCACUUCUCCUCGCUUCGGGAGGGGAGCAGCGGCGGUGGCAGCAGAGCGGCUCUCUCCGGUAACGGAGGCGGCGGCAGCACAUAGUCAACACCGGCGGAGCGACCUGCAGCUCAACGGGAAGCCGACAAUGGACACGUAGAGGAACUUUCAUCCGCUUUCGACCCACUCUGGACAAUAUUUUUUUUCUUUUAAACAUGUCUGCUUUUUAAAUUCUAAACAGCAGAUGGCGGUGAGCUGAUGCAUCAGUGUGUUGGGACUGUCUUUUUUUGUUAUUUUUAGUGUUUUAAAAACUAUCUUAAACUUAUUUUUUGCUCCAGUGGAGGCUUUUUUCCCUAUACAUAUUUGACCUAAAUACCCAUUAAGCUCCAACAACUUCAUUUUUCUUUGCCUUCACUUCGACGGGAAUCAAAACAAUCUCCUCACAAGGAUGCUACUUCAGCACAGAGUCUGCUAGACGAACCCGACAACCAACAUGUUCAGGCGAGGUUAUGGUGGGGUGGAGUUACUGUUGGUGCUGUGGGGCCUGGAUCUGUCCAUGCCCUGCCCUCACCACUGCAUCUGCUACACUUCACCGAGCACCGUUUCCUGCCAGGCUCACAACUUCCACGCCGUGCCGGAGGGCAUCCCCGCUCAGAGCGAGCGGGUUUUCCUGCAAAACAACAAGAUCCAGAGGUUACUCCGCGGCCACUUCUCCCCCACCACCACCAUGCUCUGGCUUUACUCCAACAACAUCUCCUACAUUCAGCCGUCCACAUUCCACGGCUUCGAUCGCUUAGAGGAGCUUGACCUGGGGGACAACCGGCACCUGAGGGCCAUCGCCUCAGACACCUUCCUCGGUUUGGGUCGCCUGCACGCCUUGCAUCUGUACCGCUGUGGUCUAAUCAGUCUGCCUCCAGGCAUCUUUUCAGGCCUACAGAACCUCCAGUAUCUCUACUUACAGGACAACCAUUUGGAGUUCUUGGAUGACGAUCUGUUCAUCGACCUGCUGAACCUCAGUCAUCUCUUCCUUCACGGGAAUCGUCUGUGGAGUCUCCGUCAGAACACUUUUCGAGGUCUGGGUGCCUUAGACCGACUCCUUCUGCACCAGAACGAAAUCCAGUGGGUGGACCGUCAAGCCUUCCACGACCUACGGCGCCUCACCACUCUCUACCUGUUCAACAACAAUCUCACGGAGCUGUCCGGCGCCACUUUGACUCUUCUGCCCGCGCUGGAGUACCUCCGGCUCAACGACAACCCUUGGGAGUGUGACUGCAAGGCUAUGUCGCUUUGGGAUUGGCUGCGCAGAUUUAGAGGCUCCACCUCCUCUCUUGUUUGUGUUUCCCCACCAGAGUUGGCGGGGAAGGACCUAAAGAUGCUCAAAAAGGAGGAGCUACCCAGUUGCUUGUCGAGGGAGAGUCACGCACAGGGCUCCCCGGGAAAGGAAUUGGAACAUGGAGAGUCUUUGAACCACCUGAACCGCCACAGAAAUCACCACAACCACCAUCAGCGGCCGUACAUGCCCCACGGGGACCAGCACAACCUGCCCUCACCGUCCCCACUGCCCCGGCCGCCUAAGGGGAGCCGCAAAAACUGCACCCGCCGGGGUCGCAAGGCAAAAGGGGGGCUCAACGAGGUGCAGGUACUUAGGGAGGAGGGUGAGAAAGAUUAUUCUCCAGACGGGGGGAAAUACGACGCGUCGUCAGGUUCCAGGAGGAGGAACAAGUGCAUCCCAAGAACUUCGGUCGGCCCGCCAAGCGGCGUCCAGAGGGCUUCUAAUAAAGCAGAGCGGCACCUUGCAGACUUUGCCUCCUGUCUGUCAUCAGCUCUGCUGCUCUCAGUCUAUUUUGUGAUCUUGCGCUGAGACAGGAGGUGAACACGUUUGUGUUUGUGAUGCAACCUUAGGAUCGAUUUUCCUGAAACACCCUUUUCCUGGCUCCACGAGGAGACACGUAUGAACGACUGACAGCGUACACGAGUACGGUAUCGAUUAUCUCUGUGGUGAUCCUUGUGGCUCCUAAUCAAAACACAAAAGCCUGGAGGGGAGAGAAAAGAAAUAAAAAAAAUCCUCCCUAUUGUCACGAUGAUGUCAGUAUGGGAAACAUCAGGAAAUGGGUUGUCUCUAUGCUACCAACUGCUGAAUUUAUGUACUCAUAAAAGCUGUACAGCCAUAUAAAAAUAACGAGCCAAUAAGUGAUUCAAAUAGCAGUGAACGCACACGGUUAACCCUCUUGACUCCACAGAGCGCUCUCAGCACAACCUCCAUCCGUCACUCACUCUAAGACAAAGACAGUCAUUUACGGCUGCCUCUCCGCUCACUUCACGGUACCCCGACAUCAAGACAGAGAAGUACUGACGCGGGACUGGAGAGUCCUCGGGAACCGUCGGGCCGUAAUAGCUAUAAUCACUAUCAAUCUCCAGAUAAAGUGGCUUUACUCUGACAUUUCACAGCACGCCUGUAUUCUUGGUGACUAAAGAUAUACAACUGAAAUUACCACAAACAACAUAACUGUCAGGGUUUUUUUUUUAUUUUAUUUCAUUUUCCAGCCUGUUCUGUCAGUUAAAUAAACUUAAAAGCCAUUCAGAUCCAACAAAUCAACAGGUUUCAUGGCAGAUUUGAAGGAAAGUCGUAUCUAAAGUGCAAUCCUGAAGUCGACAGAUAUCAAGAGUGCCUGAUAGGAGCCAGUGUCUAAAGACAGGUCAGGAGAGGUUUUAUUUUCUAGGAAUUAGUCAUACAUUUCUUGAAAUGAAACAAGAAUAUGGGAAUAAAAUUAUGGGAGAUGGACUGAGCGAUCUUCAAGCCCUGAUUGGAGCGAUGGUUUCUUUUGCUGCUAGGUCUGAGAAGACAAAGAUCCCACCAGCUGUUCGGGAGUCUUCAGGAAUUAACAAGGACAGAGAGGACUGUGGGACGCACACACACACCCUCACAGAGCCCGGACGCUCACCUUCACAGCCCACCGCAGACACUAACCCCCAUUAGUCCAGGGAUUUCUGAUCACAGAGCAGCGGGUUUUUUCUUUUACACCUAAAGUCCCGAGUGCUCAAUUACAAACACAACAAUCCUCAAGCCAAUAAACACAUUUUUUGUUUUGUUUUUUUUACAGCGCAAUGAAUUAUCUUUGAAUAAGCUAUCCUAACAUCACCAGACAACCAUGACAGGCAAAUAAUAAGAACUGAAAAACAACAACAACAAAAAAAACUCUGUGGGAUCAACUAAGAAUUCCAAAUGGAAAUUCAGGAGCCACAUUUGUAUCCCGCUUGUGUGUAUCUCCUGCCGGGCUCUGCCAUCUUGUGUCUAUUUAACUAGAUGUUGGGAACGUUCAGAAGCCUGUCACUGGUGUCAGUGUCCUAACAUGUAGGAUUAGAGAUCCCUAACGGUGAAUUUGUUUGUGCUGCUGUGCAAAAAGAGGUGAUGUAAAUUGUGUCUGUUUAUUCUUUUGAGAAUGCGUUUUUCUUAAAAAAAGAAGAAAAGGAGACCAAAAAAAAAAAAAAAAUCUCUAUUGUGUCUCAGUGAUUUCCCAUUAACAGGAUGUGGGAGACUGGAACUUUUAUUUUUUUGAAUUGUUUUUUUUUCUUGUUUUGCUGACUCGUACAGCUCCACACACCGUCCUCCCUACUCUUCCUCCUGUUGUUUCAUCCCUCCUCUUCUUCGUCUGUGUGCUAAUUCCCCCCUUUCUCCCCCAUGUGCCGCUUCCCCUUCUCUUCCAGCUCUCACACAGACACACACGUUUCCCUCUUUUCCCAUCCUUUUGUGCAGCUGAAAUGUUUCUGUGUGGUUAUCAAACAAUGCCAGACUGAAAAGGCAUUUAUAAAUAACAUUAAACAGAAAGGGUACUCAAA
Messenger RNA from Oryzias melastigma (Indian medaka), 4305 nucleotides. RefSeq names its product reticulon-4 receptor-like 1 (gene rtn4rl1a). The transcript has 3 exons. Gene Ontology annotation, cellular component: plasma membrane. The record is from RefSeq and is a predicted model, not a curated record. The coding region runs from base 962 to 2329 and encodes 455 amino acids. Gene Ontology annotation, molecular function: protein binding. Lineage: Eukaryota; Metazoa; Chordata; Actinopteri; Beloniformes; Adrianichthyidae.